AUGAGCGCUUCAUUGUCCAAGGAUUGUAGGGAGAAAUACAAUGUUCGAUCUGUUCCCAUCAGAAAAGAUGAUGAAGUUCGCAUUGUGCGUGGAACAAACAAGGGCCGUGAAGGAAAAGUUACUCAAGUUUAUCGUAAGAGAUGGGUCAUUUAUGUCGAGCGUCUUAGUAGAGAAAAAGUUAAUGGUUCCACCGUCCCGAUUGGCAUUCAUCCUUCGAAUGUCGUUAUUACCAAACUAAAAUUGAACAAGGACCGAAAAGAUCUGUUAGAACGAAAGGCUAGGGCUUCCUCGAAGAAUAAGGGUAAAGCGGUCGAAGUUGAUGAGUCUUAA
Acaulospora colombiana is the source of this 330-nucleotide messenger RNA. The record is from the annotation of a GenBank genome assembly. NCBI's taxonomy places the organism in Eukaryota, Fungi, Glomeromycota, Glomeromycetes, Diversisporales, Acaulosporaceae.